Molecule: messenger RNA, 1554 nt
Organism: Etheostoma cragini (Arkansas darter)
Lineage: Eukaryota; Metazoa; Chordata; Actinopteri; Perciformes; Percidae
Gene: c19h11orf68
Product: chromosome 19 C11orf68 homolog
Exons: 2
Coding region: 445-1188 (247 amino acids)
Source: RefSeq, a predicted model, not a curated record
GCAGUCGGGGUUUACUCCGUUUGCGCCGAAUUUAUCAAAAGAACAAGUUUCAUUUCCUAGGUAACGUUACGUGAUUCAGCACAAUUCUACAUGCGAAGCAAAGCAAUGACGUUACAGUCACACUGUCGGACAUCUGGAUGGAGUUUGUUAUAUUGCUCUUUGAUACAGCUGCUUUGUGCAAUGUAAAAAUGUAUCAAGUCAAUUUUGUCCGCUCUAAGCACCGGUAUGAAUGGGCUUGGUGUGUAAGAUGUGUUGUUAACACUCGUGUACAGUAGGUGGCGGUAUUCACCAUCACACAGUUUGGAAUCCGCCAUUCAGAAGAAGAAAAAGAAAGGACAGCCGUCCGUUGGGCUGUGCGAUAAGAAAACAACAACACUGGACAAGAAAUCCUAACAUCUGCAGGAUACGGUCCCGGGAGUGUAAUAGCCUCACACUGAAAUCAUCAUGGAGGUGGAAGGGCCCCCUGCAGAAGGCGCGGUGGAGUCCCCCUUUACUGCAGAGACCUACGCCGCCGAGGCCAUGGCUGCAGACAUGGACCCCUGGAUUGUGUUUGACUCGAGAAGAACUCCCAGAUCCGAGUUUGAUGCCUGGCUGGAGAGCAACGGGCCCUCACGAGUGUACAGAUUUGGUGAUGAGGAAAAUGGUGUUAGCCCUGUGGGCUGGAUCGCCGUGCUGGGCCUGAACCACUGCCCCAGCACUGGAGAUGUUACGGGUCUCCAAGAGAGCUGGGAGAAACUGUUGGCCAGCGGGCGGCCUGUCAGCUUCCAGACAGUAAAGGAGCUGGCCCUGAACCACGGAGUGCUCACAGGCAAAUGGCUGAUGCACUUGGACUCUGGUUUCAAGUUGGACCGCGCCUGGGAGUGUGUUGCCAGAGCAGCCCUGGAUGGCAAGAUCUCCCUCGUUAAGGUCAGUCCCCAUAAUCCAAAGGGAGAGGGCAAGCAGGUCAUUUGUGCCUACAACCAGAACUUCACUGACGAGAGCGAGGUUCUGAGGCUGGACUCCAUCAUCCGUGCCACAGGGGUCAAAUGCCCUCUCGCCUACAAGCCUGACGUGUACACAUACCUGGGGAUCUACAGAAACAACCGCUGGAAACUUGGUCCAACCAUAUAUGAGAGCAAAUUUGACCUGGAGUCUGUGCCCCGGCGUUCCCACAUAAUCAACAAAGUCACCAAUCUGGAAGUAACUUAAGCCUCUCAGAACAAGCGCGCAGUUUUGCAGAACGGGUAAAUGAAGAGGCAGUUGGUGCGGUUAUCCCAUGAGCCAUGUUGUGCAGUACAACACUAAAAUGGUUUCAAAAGUUAAGUGGUUGAAAUUUGACUUCAGAGUUCUUCCGUUUGGCAUAAAAGCACUAAAUCUCAUUUCAGUUUUGUAUUCUCACGCUCUGUUUCCUAAGUGACCUGAACUAUUUUCCCUCGUUAUUAAUUAUAAUGCAUACAUGAGAGAAUAUUUGUAUACUUGAUGUUCUGUUGCUGAUGGACAGGGUGGCAGAAGAAAUCCUUGAUUUGUAUGCUCAAAAGAACAUUUGCAUCCAACGAAGAUUUUGUUUUUUACAAU